AUGAAGAUGAAACUUCUGAUUGCGCAUCCUGCAGCACUCAACCGCGAAAAGGCGGCUCGGCACUUUGGAUCCCUGGACGGAGAGCUCUUGGUCGGCUCCGCGGAACUUUACGAACAGGCAACAAAGCUUUGCAUGGCCUAUUCUGACCACAAGCCGCCGCCGCCGUGCCUAAACACUGUUCUAUCGAAAGCCAAGCGAUAUACAAUUCUACUCGCCAAUGACGAGGAUUCAGCCCCGGUGUCAAUGUCUCCGAGUAUCAUUGAAGACAUAGCCAGUCGUAACCUUGAGAGGGAGUGGGACAGGGUAGCUAUCAUCGCCAACUGCUGCCAGUACACCAAUCGUUUGAACAGUGCACAGCUCCAGAGUGACAGGCACAGUCUUAGUCUGGCCAUCCUUACACUUGUUCUGAUGAAUGGGGAAAUACUGUCGAAUCAUCCUCGAGACAAGCUCGACGCGACAAAAAUGACUAUCACGGAGUUUCUGCACGGGCAUUUCUUUUAUGGGCUGGAGUCUCCGUGGAAAAAGGCCAAACUUACUUUUAAUAAGAGUUGCCGCUUUGCCAAUGUCAUUUUGACGGAAGAGGGUGUUCAGACUGAGGGUUAUUUAUGGCGGUUGGACGACGAGAUCAUAACGACGCAGUUUCAGAACUGCCUUCAACCCCGCGGAAAGAAAAGGCAUCGGCAAUUGACGAAGCGACCACUCGAGUGGCUGGCAGAGGAACUGGCUCCUCACUACCCCGUCCUGUCCCAGAGACUGGACGAAAUUAUGGACCUUGAAGUGCCAUCCUCAGCUGCAGAAGAAUGGCUGCUAAGUAUGGUAGAUAAGGUGGAAGAGGCUAUAGUGCAGGGAAAACUACUUUGCACAGCCACUUUGCUCGGUCCUGGACCUCUAGGCGUUGCUGUCUUUGUCCAGCCGGAAGACUAUGAGGACGAAAGCACUGGCACUGGCUCUGAAAUGAGUCUUGAUAUUGAUGAGGACUGUUACGUUUUCACGUCCUUUCAGCGUGCGCAGACUGAUCGUGGGGGGUUUGACCUCAAUGAUCUGGACAAGCAUGUCUCGCUGGAGGUUGAUUACGAUCCUGGGAAGGGUUACGCACAAGUCCCUCGGUUAUACACAAGGCGCUGGAUUCACGGAUUGUGUUUCUACCAUGGCUGUUCUCCACGACCAGUUACAUUUCCGUGGCCAUUAUCGUUGAGGGGCCUAUAG
Messenger RNA from Fusarium mangiferae, 1206 nucleotides. RefSeq lists its product as uncharacterized. Bases 1 to 1206 code for a protein of 401 amino acids. Lineage: Eukaryota; Fungi; Ascomycota; Sordariomycetes; Hypocreales; Nectriaceae. The record is from RefSeq and is a predicted model, not a curated record. The transcript has a single exon.